This is a messenger RNA of Schistocerca gregaria, 3497 nucleotides long. RefSeq names its product ruvB-like 2. Gene Ontology annotation, biological process: microtubule cytoskeleton organization; regulation of transcription by RNA polymerase II; microtubule-based movement. Gene Ontology annotation, cellular component: cytoplasmic dynein complex; Ino80 complex; centrosome. Bases 39 to 1400 code for a protein of 453 amino acids. The record is from RefSeq and is a predicted model, not a curated record. Gene Ontology annotation, molecular function: DNA helicase activity; ATP hydrolysis activity; ATP binding. NCBI's taxonomy places the organism in Eukaryota, Metazoa, Arthropoda, Insecta, Orthoptera, Acrididae. The transcript has 4 exons.
AUCAUCUUUUCAUCGUCGUGUGCUAGCAGCAGCACACCAUGGAAGUCAAAGCACAGUCAAUUGAACAAACCAAUUUUUGGAGGAGUUUGCUCGAAGGGAGUUGUCUAAAGAAUCGAAUUGUCCCAGAUAAGCACAUUCUGAUACUGGGAGAAGCUAAUAGCGGGAAAUCAUCCAUGUUGGCACGCCUACAAAAACAGAUCGAUUCUGAAAAUUCAAGUACACUUCCACUUGAAUACGCCUAUUUUGAACUUAGUUCAAGCAGCGUAGGAGAUGACAAAGUUGUUUCUAGAAUACAUGUUUGGCAAUUAGAAACUGAAACUCUGCAGGAGCAGAAGGAUCUCUUAGAACUUGUCCUCCAUCGUGAAAACUUCAAAGAUACAAUGGUGCUUGCUGUCUUGAACUUCUCUCAUCCGUGGACAUUGGCAUGUCAGGCAAAACUGAUUCUAGAUACGUUAGAGAACCACAUACACAAUCUAGAGUUAGACUCUCAAGAGUGGGAAAGAUGCAAAAAGCGUCAAUUAAACCAUUGGAAUAGCUAUAUAAAUUUUAUUGGUAAGGAAAUGGAUUCGAAAGCUGAUACCCUGGGUUGUAGUUAUUUAAGGGAGAAAAGCGAGCUCCACGCUCAUCAGGCGGCAGUAGAACUAGAAAAUAAUUUGGGAAUUCCUAUCAUCAUAGCCGUUUGCAAGGCUGACUAUAUCGAAAAAUUGGAAACUAAUUUUGGACUGACCGAGGCACAUUUCGAGUUCAUUCGAUGGUACUUGGGAAGGUUCAGUUCAUUAUAUGGUGCGACAUUGAUUUAUGUAUCAAAGUUCGAAACGGACUACGACCAGCUGCUGGAAUACAUGCAACAUGUGCUUUAUGGCUCGGAGUUUAAGCCCAAGUUGAACGUAUCACCGGAAAAGACUGGCUUGUUUGUGCAUCUCACAGACUGUGGUUCAUUUUCCAAAAUUCAAGCCGAGUUUGCUCGCCAGGGGUUGAAUGUGGACGUGUUUACGCCAUACGAAGACAUCAUACAAAACCCCAUAAGAAAGUCAUCUGUGGAUCGGGAUCCACAUAAGGACGUCGAGUCAAAGCUCGAGGCAGAAGAAGACCAAGCUUUUUUGGCGAAAAUAGCUCGAUACAACGACGAACAGACCGAGUCAUCGUCGAAAACUGUUACACAAGGACGGAUUGCAGAGUUCAAAAAGAUGAUCGAAAGUAUGGCCAGGUCGCCAAAGGUGCAGGAGGGCGUGGCUGUGCACAAACAAGGUGCCGCGAAAAAUAGACUGAGCAGCCCGGGCCUUGAAAAAAUGCCAGCUGAGAAGGUGGCAAGUCCCGACAAGCAGUUGUCGAUGCUUUUUCAAACAUUGCUUACUUCUAAACGUGACACACAAAUAGAGAAAGAAAAUGCUAUUGAAUAGAGAGUGGGCUGCUUGAUCGUAGGAGGAAAAUAUAAACGUAUAAUUCUUCCGAAUCCGGAUGCACAACGAUGUGCAUGGCGGAGGCAGAGGAGGAAAGCCCAUGAAGUUUGUGGAUGUGCCUGAAAUCGAUUUUUUUUUAAUUUUUGGGUCAGACGGCAGAACGAAGUGGAACAAAACAGCUCUGAUUAAAUAUGCCAGUUUUUUUUUGCCGGCAUUUUAGACUGAUAGCAUACAGGGAACAGUGAUUAAAAUGGUAUGGUGAUAGGGGGUAGAGUACGGCGUCAUAGGGGCGCAAGAGAUGCUAACAUAGGAAAGUGGUUAAGGCUGGUUUGAAAACACACAAGGAACAUGACGUUACGAAGGUGGAGCGAAUAGGUACGUGUGCAUGCAUAAGAAAAAAAGGGAGGAGAUGACUUUUGAGAGAGUGAAAACACGUAUGGCGAAUGAAAUGUUGAGGAAAGGAUGCAAGAAGGGAGAACUGUGGGCACAUGCAGACAUGCGCGUGGUGGUAUAAAAGGGGUCUAUCAAGUGGUCGGAGAGAGUCUACUGAUGGAAUGCGGUUCGAUCUAGACAUUUUGGUCAAGUGAGACAAACGUUUUAGACUCAAGAUAUUAGCGUGACGCUUCAUAUGAAAAGGCGCCUUCUGAAAAAUGACUAAUACGGUUUUUGUGAUGAACGACGAAAUUUGUAGGUGCUCAGUCGCAUAUUUGCGGUUUAGGCUUGAACGCGGAUUUAUCGGCCAAGCUUAUUUCCGAAGGGAUGGUUGGUCAGCAACGAGCCAGGACAGCAUUGGGCAUCAUUCGCGAAAUGGUUCAUCAGGGGCGGAUUGCGGGGAGAGCGAUUUUGUUGGCUGGCCAUCCAGGAACUGGAAAGACAGCGAUCGCGAUGGGAUUGGCUCAGUCUUUGGGAGAGGACGUACCAUUUACAUUCAUUGCGUCGACUGAGAUUUUUUCUUUAGAGAUGAGCAAGACCGAGGCGCUGACACAGGCACUCCGUCGUUCUAUUGGAGUGAGGAUCAAAGAGGAGACAGAAAUAAUUGAAGGAGAGGUAGUUGAGCUUCAAAUAGACCGUCCCGCUUCUGGUUUUGGACAGCGCGUGGGGAAGAUGAUCAUCAAGACCACAGACAUGGAGACGAGCUAUGAUCUUGGACAGAAGAUGAUCGAUGCACUUGUGAAAGACAAAAUUCAAAGUGGAGAUGUGAUAAGUCUAGAUAAGGCAACUGGGAAAAUUACUCGGUUGGGACGAUCCUACAGUCGUAUCAACGACUUUGAGGUGAUGCCGCCGAAUAUCAAGUUUGUUUCUUGUCCACAAGGCGAAGUUCAACGUCGAAAGGAAGUCGUUCAUACCGUGAACUUACAUGAAAUAGACGUGAUCAACUCGCGUGCGCAAGGAUUCUUAGCACUGUUCACCGGAGACGUCGGAGAAAUCAAACCCGAAAUUCGCGAGCAAAUCAACACUAAAAUUUCAGAAUGGAGAGAAGAAGAGAAAGCACAAAUUAUUCCAGGUGUCCUGUUCAUAGAAGAAGUCCAUAUGUUAGAUAUAGAGUGCUUCAGCUUCUUGAAUCGGGCUCUAGAACACGAUUUAGCGCCUAUCGUCAUCAUGGCGUCUAACUGCAGUAUGUCUACUGUACGCGGGACCGACUAUCUCAGUCCACAUGGCAUUCCCGUCGACUUACUCGACCGAUUGCUGAUCGUCCAUACAUUACCGUACACGAGCACCGAAAUCAAACACAUUUUAGAAAUUCGCUGCUCUGAAGAAGAUGUUAUGCUUGAAGAACCUGCACUCGACUUGCUCACUAAAAUAGGCGUCGAAACCUCUCUGCGAUACGCCAUCCAUUUGAUCACCACCUCUUCUCUGAUCGCUGCCAAAAAGAAAUCCACCAAGGUGUCUAUGCUAGAUGUCAAGAGAGCAUAUGAGCUCUUCCUAGAUGUAGAGCGUUCAUCUGUACUGGUGAAGGAUUCCCAACAGCAAUUGUUCAUCCAAGGGGGCAUAGAAUCUUCUCCCAAUAUGCAGUCUCAGACAGAUGUCCAAAUGAAAGAGUAAUGUACAUCUGUCAUAAUGUGAUUAUAUAAAUAGGCCAAUAAUUUAUUUAUGCAA